UUUCUCCAGUUACGACUCAGCGAUGGACACCAGCAAGACGAUAACUGUUGCUGCGCUUGGACGGCCUUUUAAUGUUGGCAUGCUGUAUGACUGCCGCAAUGACUCACUCGUUCCUGGCUUAACAUUGUGGGACCGUGAUGAUCUGUUAAAAGAUAUAGGAGAAAGACGUCAGUUCUACAAUGACUUUGCGAUAAUAGCAUCUGAUUCAGCUGAGGACAAAUCUUCAGCUCUUAAUGUCGAUGCUUCCUUGAAGGCAAGUUUCAUGUCUGGAAUGGUAGAGGUGGAAGGAUCUGCCAAAUACCUGAAGAAUCAAAAGACAUCUAAAAAUAAAGCCAGAGUAGCACUGAUGUAUGAAGUUACCACAAAGUUCCAGGAACUGUCGAUGAAUCAUCUUGGAAGAGGCAAUGUGAAGCAUCCAGAUGUGUUUGAGAAAGGAGUAGCAACACAUGUGGUCACAGCUGUCCUUUAUGGUGCACAGGCCAUCUUUGUCUUUGAGCGUGAUGUAUCUAAAGAUGAGGAUCAUCAAGACAUUCAAGGAAAGUUGAAGUUGACAAUCAAGAAGAUUCCCAAACUUUCGAUAGAAGGUGAAGGGAACCUACAAAUGGAAGACCAUGAGACUAAAAGUACAGAGGAAUUCUCCUGCAAAUACCAUGGAGACUUUUUCCUUGAUACAAAUCCUUCAACUUUUCAGGAUGCAAUACAAAUCUAUCAAAGCCUGCCACAACGUCUGGGUGCAAAUAGAGAAAACGUUGUUCCACUGAAGGUCUGGCUGUUGCCACUGACAUGCUUUGAUUCAAGUGCUGCUCAACUAGUACGUCAGAUAAGUGCACCAUUAGUACGCAGAGCGCAGACCAUCUUAGAGGACCUGUCUGAGUUGGAAAUGAGGUGUAAUGAUGCACUACAAAACAAGAUUGCACAGCACUUCCCAGAGGUUGGCAAAAAUCUUAAAACAUUUAAAGAACUUUGCUUUGAUUUCAAGCUGGAAUUCCAACGAGACCUGGCAAAGAAACUUCCAUCAAUCCGGGGAGGAGGGGAAGAGGAGGAUGCACUCUAUGAGACCCUGAAAAAAUCUCAGUCUUCUCUCUUCAAAAACACACACCUGAGCAAGUGGAUGGAUUGUAAAGAGAAAGAAAUCUACAACUUCAUGUCUUUCUCGAACAUAAUGAAAAACACCAAGAUCGUCCCAUCUGAAAAUGACCUGUACAAGGAAAUUGUUGGUGUAGAACACGCUGUGUGUUUCGUCUUCCCCUUGUUGGACAGAGCUGAAUCAUUCCUGUCAGCUUUAGAAUCUACUCAAUGUCCACAAACUGAACCCGCAGGGAGGGAGAAGGACUGGUUCUUUUCAAGAGAUGUACCUAAGGCAGUGAUGAGUAAAGCAAAGCUCUUCAGUGAUUUUGCUGAGGCCAACAAGGAGGACAAAAACAUGAAGUUCCUGACAGUGGCAUUACCAAAUGAGGACAAGGAAGAUACACACAUCUACCUUUAUAAAGAAGGUUUUCCUGUCACUGAGGACUUUGAGCCAACGUCAAAACCUGAGAAAGUAGAAAAAGGUUGCGUGACUCAUAACAGUGUGACACUGAACAUUUGUUCACCCGAGUAUGGAGUAAAGAACAUCACCUCGUACCGGGUUGAGUACUGUGUUAGUGGAGAGGAUGAAUGGCAACAAACACCAGCAUCAACAGCUGGAGAACACUCAAAAACAGCAGAAGUUAAAGUGAGCGGUCUGAAGCCUGCCAGAAAGUAUAUGUUCAGAUGCAGAGCCGUGACCUCAGCAGGUGUUGGGCCAGCCACAGAAGUCUCGAUAUGUACAUCCUGUUCCCGGUAA
Scomber scombrus (Atlantic mackerel) is the source of this 1825-nucleotide messenger RNA. RefSeq names its product stonustoxin subunit beta-like. Lineage: Eukaryota; Metazoa; Chordata; Actinopteri; Scombriformes; Scombridae. Gene Ontology annotation, molecular function: protein binding. The transcript has 2 exons. The record is from RefSeq and is a predicted model, not a curated record. Bases 23 to 1825 code for a protein of 600 amino acids.